This is a messenger RNA of Arachis duranensis, 1512 nucleotides long. RefSeq lists its product as uncharacterized. The coding region runs from base 1 to 1512 and encodes 503 amino acids. The transcript has 3 exons. The record is from RefSeq and is a predicted model, not a curated record. NCBI's taxonomy places the organism in Eukaryota, Viridiplantae, Streptophyta, Magnoliopsida, Fabales, Fabaceae.
AUGUCCGUUGCUGUAGCUAAUUCGUUUACAUAUCAGAAGAUGCAUAUUAAAUCUGACCAGCACGUGUCGAUGAUGUUUUCAUAUCAUCGUAGCAUCGGAAGCAUCUAUUCGAUGGAACUUUGCGUGAAGCUCCAAGAUGUGGGGGGCAGCUCAUCUAGUUCGAAUAACGUGGAGGAAAUGCGAAAUUCCGGCGCUGGUGAAGGCAUUCCAUUUUUGGACAUAGGUAGGGGUCGUAGUCCGUCCUUUAAUGCCUUCGUGGCCCCCGCCCAGAAUACAGAAAUAUCUGACCGACGUCCAUUCCCGAAUGUCCAUGUUGCAUAUCCGGAAGGAAUGGCCGACGGGUUGGCUGACUCAUCUGAGGAAGACGAGAUUGAGAAUGAUAGUGGAGAGGAAGCAGAUGUUGUUCCGGAAACCCAACCGGUUCAGGGCGAUAGGGUCAUCCCAAGUGUUGUUGAACCGAUCAAUGUUGCAAGGGUCGGAGGUCUUUCUAGCGGCACCCCCGACCAUUACCUGCACCUCAGUCUUGGUCCAAUGAACUCGACAAAUGCAGAGGACAUACCCAGUAACUAUGGUUUGACAGGUGAAAUGGAGCUAGAGGUUGGCCUGAAAUUCCUGACUAAGGAUGCAGCAAUGCUUGCUGUUAAGAACUACAACAUACGUCGAAGUGCGGAAUUCAAAGUAGUGGAGUCAGAUCAUACCAGGUAUGUUUGUCGGUGCAAACUUUUUGGUGACCAAUGUUCCUGGAUGGGGUCCGUGGAGUCGGCAUACGGAUACAAGGUGUCUUACAAAAAGGUUUGGCUAGCAAAGCAAAAGGCAAUAGCGAGAAUCUAUGGAGACUGGGAUGAUUCUUAUAACCAGUUACAGAGAUACUUCAAUGCGUUGCAAACCUUUGUUCCAGGUACCUUGUUGAUGGGAAUAGCACAGGACGGAAACAACAACAUUCUUCCCAUAGCCUUCGCGCUAGUGGAACGAGAGAACACAGAUGCAUGGUACUUCUUUCUGACCAACUUAAGGAGACAUGUGGCUACGCAACCAGAUGUUCUACUGAUCUUCGACAGGCAUGCGGCCAUAAAGGCUGCUCUGGAGCGGGAGGGUUAUGGCUGGGAACACAAUGUUUACUGUGUCCGACACAUUGUGUCCAAUUUCGCAACAAACUUCAAGAGUAAAGAAGUCAAAAGACAUCUUGUUAGCGCUGCAUACUCGAAGACCCAAGAGCAGGCACAGUACUACCUAGAGUUAAUCAGCGCGGAGGAUCCGGCCAUGUCACUGGCAAUGAUGGCUUGGAUAAGAGGGUUAGAGCCACCAAAAUGGCUCCAACACCGGGAUAAGGGGCGCCGAUAUGGUCACAUGACAACGAACCUUUCUGAGUGUAUCAACUCUGUGAUGAAGGGCACUCGUAACCUUCCGGUGUGUGCAAUUGUCAAGUCCACGUACCACCAUUUAAAUGCAUUGUUUGUCCAGAAGGGUCGGCAGGCAGAAGCACAGGUUGCAUGUGGCCAGAUGUUCUCAUAG